Molecule: messenger RNA, 1633 nt
Organism: Tuber aestivum (summer truffle)
Lineage: Eukaryota; Fungi; Ascomycota; Pezizomycetes; Pezizales; Tuberaceae
Source: the annotation of a GenBank genome assembly
AUGCCCCAGGAACCCCCUCCCGGCGCCCUCUCAAGCGCAUUCCCACCCCCGCCAACAUAUUACACCCACUUCACCGAGGAAAACCUCACGGCGCUGAAAUCCCACCGCCGAGAAGACGGCACACUCCCACCCGCCGAAUCCCUCCCCGAUCCGCUCUGCUACCUAGUCCCCCCCCCACCCCCGGCUGGGUCUUACCGCGCUUUCGGCGAGGAAUGGAUGGUUCCUGAGCGAUACCCUUCCCUUGAGGAGGCUGGUAUUCGACAGCUGUACCCGCCAACAACCGUGGCUGCGGCGGCAGCAGCGAAUGGUGGUGGGGGAGGAAGAGUGGACAAGGGCAAGGAACUCACGGUUGAUAGGACGAUAGAGCUUCGGAGGUUGAGCAAAUCGUUAUUGUUGAAUUAUUUGGAGUUGGUGGGGGUUAUGGGGAUGGCACCGGAGCAGGUUUGUUCUCUUUCCCUCUCUGUCCCUCAGGAUUGCAAAGCUAAUUUGUUUGUUUGCGUAGUUCCACGAAAAAACCGCAGACCUAGAAACCAUCCUUUUCAACAUGCACCACCUCAUCAACGAAUACCGGCCCCACCAAGCACGCGAAACGCUCUGCUUGCGCAUGGAAGAGCAGCUAGAGCGCACCCGUCGCGAGACGGAGGAGAACAGGAAGGCCGUUGCUAAAGUCGAGGAUUUGCUCGUCGGAUUGGAACAGGUUGCGAAGCGGGCGGAUGCGAUUUGUGGUGGAGAGGGGCUGGGGGCGGGGAAUUUGGGGGAUGUGAUGAAGGAGAAUAAGGUUGACGACGGGGUUGCUAAGGCCAGAGUUAGGGAUAUGGAGGCCUGGGAGGCGCUUGUUGGUAUGGGGGGUUGAUGUUCGUUAUCAUGCUUGCGAUACGAUGAUGGUUUGGUCUGAUUUUGGCCUUUCCCCCCCCCCCUUCUUUUCUUCUUACAUUUUUGUCUUGUGUUGUUAUGGGAGAGGCGGGGCGUUUGGAAUUAACCUUUUUUCUUUUUUCUUUUUGCUUUGUGAUACUUGAUGGUGGGCCAAGUUACUUUCUUCUUGCUUUGGUUGGCUGUUAUCGACUGUGCACAACAUGCAUGCGAUACCAUGGCCUACCGGACACUUGUCAUAUUCUGGGAACUUUUUUCUCAUCUAACCUUGUAUUUUUUUAAAAGAAGCCCGAAACUGUACAAGAAACAAAUCACCCGUUCCGUUCCAUAGGAAAUUUUCACCUCUAUCACGACAAAUCUAAACAUUCAGCUCACUAACCGCCGCACUCAGCGCUCCGGUCCACGGCUCCAACGCUAUCUUAACCUGCAUCUCGACAAACUUCGCUGUCUGCUCGGGCGCUCUCCCGACAAAAGUCCGAGGAUCCAUCAAGCCGUCAAUCUCACCCCAAAUGGGCUCAAAGAACUUGUCCUUCUUGAUCCUCUCGAUGAGGUCGUUAUCUUUACCCUCCUGCUUGACGACGGCAGAAGCCUGAUGGGAAAGGACUCUGAUGGCUUCGUGCGCGUCCUGACGCGAAGCGCCGAGGGCGACCAUGCGCAUGAUGAAGUUCUCCGUUGCCAUGAACGGGAGCUCCUCCCUGAUGCGACGGGCGAUGACGGCGGGGUAGACCACCAGUCCGCUAACGACGUUAUCGAGGAUGCGUAG